Molecule: messenger RNA, 903 nt
Organism: Penicillium angulare
Lineage: Eukaryota; Fungi; Ascomycota; Eurotiomycetes; Eurotiales; Aspergillaceae
Product: SDR family oxidoreductase
Exons: 1
Coding region: 1-903 (300 amino acids)
Source: RefSeq, a predicted model, not a curated record
AUGUCUUCUCCCAGGACGGUUAUUGUCUUUGGGCCGACUGGAAAAGUUGGCUCCGUUGCCGCCCUUACAGCCCACGAAGAGGGUGCGAAAGUCAUUCUUGCAAUGCGCGACCCAUCUAAAUCUAUUCCGAUCCUCGACGGUCUCUGUAUUGAACGUGUUCAAGCCGACCUCACAAAGCCGGAGACCAUAUCAACCGCCGUGCGCCAGACAGGUGCCAAACACGCAUUCAUUUACAUAGCUCACGGCGGCAAUGAUGGGAUGCGAGGCUCAAUAACAGCUCUGAAAAAUGCCGGUAUUGAAUCGGUUGUCUUUCUCAGCAGUUUCACCAUUAAGCAUGACAUUCGCGCCGUACCUCCCACCGAACUGGUCCCGUACAUACACGCUCAAGUCGAGAUAUCGCUGGACGACAUAUUCGCAGAGAAUGGUGUCGCUGUUCGACCUGGCUACUUUGCUAGUAACUCACUCCAGAUGAAGAGUGAUUGCUUAGCUGGAGAAGUGAAAUUGCCGAACCCCGAUGCCCUUUUUGAUUGGAUAGCGCCAGGUGAUAUUGGCCGUGUUUGUGGGAGUAUUCUGGCCCAUGGAACUGAAGAACGUGUGGUGCCUGUUGUUGGACCGCAUAAGUUGUCAUAUCAUGAAGUCGUGGCUGAAAUUGGUCGUGUUAUUGGAAAGGAGCUUAGGAUCACGAAGGUUUCGGGUGAAGAGGCCGUGCAGGUCAUGUCCGAUAAACUUCAUGUUCCCAGACAUUUCGCUGAGUGGUUUGUUACGAAUAUCACGGGGGAUAGCUCGGAUAUUUCCAACUCCCCUGAUUAUGCGAAGGCCGUGGAAAAUAUUUGGAAGUAUAAUAAAGAGCCAGUCACAUUUGAGCAGUGGUUAAGUGAGAAUAAGGCGCUCUUUUUGGCUUAG